This is a messenger RNA of Saccostrea cuccullata (small rock oyster), 3066 nucleotides long. Its product is annotated as SID1 transmembrane family member 2-like. Lineage: Eukaryota; Metazoa; Mollusca; Bivalvia; Ostreida; Ostreidae. Gene Ontology annotation, cellular component: lysosome; plasma membrane. The transcript is spliced from 29 exons. The record is from RefSeq and is a predicted model, not a curated record. Bases 1 to 2913 code for a protein of 970 amino acids. Gene Ontology annotation, biological process: RNA transport. Gene Ontology annotation, molecular function: RNA transmembrane transporter activity; protein binding; double-stranded RNA binding.
AUGGCAUGUUGUCCUGUUUAUGAUCUCAAUGUUAAUGUGGAAUUUGAAGGAGCGUACCAAACUAUGACCAAACAGGCUGCUAUUCAGAUUGAGAGAACGGAUUAUCCAGGAAAUGCUUUCUAUGUCAUUUUUGUUCUGAAACCAUUAGACAAAGUCUGUUCUUCAGAACUUGAAACAAUUUUACCAGCGGGGUUCAAACGAGAGAAGAAUAUAACGCUGGAAAUUAAGACAACUAUAAGUGGUGACAAAUACUACUGGGGAAUGUUAUUUGCUAUAUCUCUCUUUGGAUCCUUUUACGUGUUAGCUUUCUGUAUCGGAUGUUUUUAUCAUGGAUGUUCAAAACACAGAGGAAUAUGGAUGAUUCCUGAGUCUCCAGACCAAAUAUCAGAGAGUAUGGACAAUCCAGCAAGACCCCUAAAUACAAGGACUGGUUCUUCAACAUAUGGAUCUAUUCAUCAGCAAGAUGCUGAUGAUGAUCACAAUGACUUGCUGAGCACCACUGUCAAAACUGCUGAUACAUCAUCUGCCCUUCCAACUACCAGGAAUACUAGAAGUACAAAUGCAGCAGACAACAUGUCCAUCAGUUCUCUUGAUUCAGACGACAUUGAUUUCCUCAAAGAUGCAGACUUGGAAAAAGAUGUCUUCAGGACAAAAACUGAGUUAUUUGUUUGUGAUUUAUCAAGAAAGAAAUACAAAAAACAAGCAAGAAAUUAUGCUAUAUAUUGGAGAAACUUGGUUGCAAUAUCUAUAUUCUAUGGACUUCCUGUACUGCAGUUAGUGUUCACGUACCAAAAGGUAUUAAAUGUGACAGGAAAUCUAGACAUCUGCUACUACAAUUUUAAUUGUGCUCACCCAUGGGGUCUUGUCAGUUCAUUCAACAACAUCUUCAGCAAUAUUGGAUAUGUCUCUCUGGGCCUCCUGUUCUUGUUUCUGGUGUACAGAAGAAAGCUGAUAUAUGGGCUGGCAGUACAACAAGAUAAAUCUAUGAAGAAGGAGCUAGGGAUCCCCCAACAUUUUGGCCUAUUCUUUGCCAUGGGCUUAGCCCUCAUCAUGGAGGGGGUCAUGAGUGCUUGUUACCAUGUCUGUCCCAACUACUCCAACUUUCAGUUUGACACUUCGUUUAUGUACAUCAUUGCCUGCUUAUGCAUGCUGAAGAUCUACCAGACAAGACAUCCGGAUGUCAGUGCUAAAGCCCACACCUCCUAUCUUCUCAUGGCCUUUGUCAUAUUCAUAGCUGUCAUUGGAGUAAUAUAUGGGACCAAUAUAUUUUGGAUUUUCUUUGCCUGUGUAUACAUGUUGUUCUAUUUAGUUCUUAGUGUUCAAAUCUACUUCAUUGGAAGAUGGAGAGUAGAUAAAGGGAUUUUUAGAAGAGUGUAUAUGGUAUGUCGAUAUGACAUGUUGAGAUGUAAAAGACCAAUGUAUCCAGAUAGAAUGGUUUUAUUGGUGUUUGGAAAUAUCAUCAAUUGGGUAAUUGCAGUAUAUGGAGCUGUGUACCAUUCUCCAGACUUUGCCACUUAUCUGUUGGGAAUCUUCAUUGGAAAUCUUAUGAUUUAUUGUACAUUCUACAUUAUAAUGAAGUUGCGGUAUGGUGAGAGAAUUCACCUCCUUGCUGGCUGUAUUAUUGCUGGAGCUGUCAUUGUGUGGGCCCUUGCUCUUUAUUUCUUUUUCUCUAAUCUGACAUCCUGGCAAAAAACCCCUUCCAGAUCAAGAGAAGGAAACAGAGACUGCAUGCUGCUGGAAUUUUAUGAUGCUCAUGACAUUUGGCAUUUCCUUUCCUCCAUUGCCUUGUUCUUUUCCUUUUUGGUUCUUCUCACGUUGGACGAUGAAAUGGUUACUUUCCACAGAGACCAAAUACACAUGUUUAAGUCCUUUGGAAAAUUGUUUGGAAGGAAGCGCUCGAGUAAAAAGGGGCGGAAAAGUACGACAGAUUCUUCGGAGAGGGACGACAGUUAUGAAUCAGACAGUAGAAUAGUGGCCUGCCGCGUUGCUAAGACCCCAGUGCAUGAUGAUGCUGUGGUUCACCUUUCCCCUGUACAACCAGGCCUCUGUUUAUCCUGCAGUAAAGAUAAGACAGUAGCCCUUUAUGAUUAUGAAAACCACAAUUUAAUAGACAGAUGGACAGGUCAUGAAAGGGAGCUAACAAAGAUCCGGAAUGGUAAAACAAGCAACAACAUAUUCAGUGCAUCAAGAGACAAGUCUAUUAAAAUGUGGAGGAGUGGGAAUCCAAACUGUUUACAGGAAUUCAAUGGUCAUGACCUUGUAGUGACUGCCAUUGAUUUAAACCAUGAUGAUUCGUGGUUGUGCAGUGGAUCUAGAGACAAUCAUGUGAAGAUCUGGGAUGUAAACACUGCUCAGUGUCUCUUACAGAGUAAUAUCCACAGGAACCUAGUGACAGAUGUGAAGUUUGUACCAGGCACACAUUUACUGGUUCAGACUGGAGAAGACAAGGAAGUCAGGUUAUUUGACACAAGAACCCUUCAGGUUGUUCACAGUUUUCCCAGGAAGCAUUAUAUUCAGAUGGCUUGUGAUGUCAGUCCAGAUGGGUUGUACUGUGUCACAUGCAGCAAUGGUUUUGGUGGCAAAGGUUGUGAGGCCACGUUAUGGGAUUUACGAGGGAGGAGUAUAGUUCAUGAAUAUAGGGACCACGGUGAAGCUGUGGAAUCUUGCAUUUUCUUGCUGUCCAUUGAUGGAAAAAAGAUCAUAGCUACCACCUCAAGGGACACCACCAUUAGACUGUGGGAUAUGAACACCAAAGAGUGUCUGACUUGUUUCCCUGUAGCUGGAUCUGGUCCACUGACCUCCAUUAUCUGUUACGAUGAUCUCAGUUUAUGCGUGUCCAGUUUUAACUCUGGCAUCAUCUCACUCCAGAUGUCUCCAGACGAUUUCUCUCUGCACCAGACAGGACAGUUUUAACACCAAAAGUCUUAGAUUUGUAGAGUUUAAAAAUCCUCAAAAUACAGCAUUGCCAGUCAAAUGCUUUAUGCAGUCAAGACUUUGUUCCUUUUAAAAUCAUUUCACAUUCUAAACAAUUUCUGGAGAAAAAGAAUAUACACUUUAAUUUUAUAA